Penicillium coprophilum is the source of this 648-nucleotide messenger RNA. RefSeq lists its product as uncharacterized. The coding region runs from base 1 to 648 and encodes 215 amino acids. Lineage: Eukaryota; Fungi; Ascomycota; Eurotiomycetes; Eurotiales; Aspergillaceae. The transcript has a single exon. The record is from RefSeq and is a predicted model, not a curated record.
AUGGGAUCCUCGUACUCCACAACAUCAGAGGAUGUAAAUAUGGUUCAAAAUGGAGCCUCACUCUCUGGUGAAGAAUAUAGGACCUACUACCCAAGAAACUCAGAAGAUGCCGUCGAGAGUUUCAACAUUCUCCGACAAAAGCUGCCAUCUGAACUCGUCCUAGACAUUCUGGAUUUCGCAGAAUAUUGGGUAUUGUCUGCCACCCACAGAGAAGACACCAUGGAUUAUGCUGAAAACGACUGUCGCGACCGAACCCCAUAUUUGACAUCCGAGCCCAUCCAAGGCGAGCGAUUUCCCGUUCAAGAGAUAAGAAUCAACAUCUGCAGCCAUGACCAAGGAUGGAGCAGUUAUCGCGAAGAUCAUGGAUCAUUCAGAAAUUCUUGGACGUGGUUCGACCUUGCUAUUGAAAGGCCACCGGGUCGACCUGAUAUUUCCAAAAAUGAGAACCUCCGUCUGGCGACCAAUGUUCAUGCUAAACGCGAAGCCACGUGUCAUCGGAUUAUCUACCAGAGGGACCAAAAACUCCACUGGAUGCAAAAUCUUCAAGCGGGUGACCGGAUCUCGAUUGUGCCACAGGCCCGCUUUCCUGGCUGGAGGAAUACCGUGCAAGAAGCGUCUAUUGAGAUUUAUACCACCCCUGUUCUGUGA